This is a messenger RNA of Necator americanus (New World hookworm), 666 nucleotides long. RefSeq lists its product as uncharacterized. Lineage: Eukaryota; Metazoa; Nematoda; Chromadorea; Rhabditida; Ancylostomatidae. The transcript has a single exon. The record is from RefSeq and is a predicted model, not a curated record. Bases 1 to 666 code for a protein of 221 amino acids.
AUGCAACAGUUGGAAAGGGAGAGUGAAGGUGGUGGUUGGCAGCUAAACUAUUUGCGCACUGCUGAUGACAUCGUUCAAAUAACAUCUAGCAUCAGUCAAGCGGAACGAAUGCUGACCGAAUUUGACGAAACAUGUGGAUGCAUCGGUCUUCAUCUGCAAAAGACGAUAUUCAUCCGUAACGGAUGGGUCUCGGAUGCCCCAUACACGCUCAACGGAACGAACAUAUCCAAGUGCACCAGCUACGUUUAUCUGGGUCGGAAACUGAACAUGAUGAAUGACCUGAACCCCGAGCUGGGCAGGAGGAGACGAGCGGCUUGGGGAGCGUACAAGAGCAUCGAGGAUGUAGUGAAGAAUACCAAGAACACCCGGGUUCGUGCUCACCUUUUUAACACCACCGUACUUCCUGCUUUGACCUAUGCUUCGGAAACCUGGGCAUUUCGCAAGAAGGAAGAAAACGCGGUGAGCGUCACUGAAUGCGCAAUUGAGAGAGUGAUGCUAGGAGUAUCCCACCUCACGCAAGUGAAUGACGGGAUUCGAAGCUGUCUCCUACGUCAGGGAUCGAAGAAUAGAGACACCUCCGCGUUUGCCAAGGAAAGAAGAAUAAGUUGGGCCUCACACGUGAUGCGCUUUAACGACAAUCGUUGGACCAGAGCGGUGAGCGACUAG